Molecule: messenger RNA, 3515 nt
Organism: Camponotus floridanus (Florida carpenter ant)
Lineage: Eukaryota; Metazoa; Arthropoda; Insecta; Hymenoptera; Formicidae
Gene: Cht7
Product: probable chitinase 10
Exons: 16
Coding region: 293-3199 (968 amino acids)
Biological process (GO): chitin catabolic process; carbohydrate metabolic process
Cellular component (GO): extracellular region
Molecular function (GO): chitin binding; hydrolase activity, hydrolyzing O-glycosyl compounds
Source: RefSeq, a predicted model, not a curated record
UUCGUUCGCCACACCAGUCAGUGUUUCCCGAACUGCUGUCAGUGACAGUUCCACAAUCAUGCGGCGGCGGAUUUUCGAUUAUUGAUUCGUAUUGAUCCGUAACGAAGAGACUCUUUUUUUCCUUUUUUUACUCUGACAACUCUGUCGCGUUGUCUGUUGAGCUUUCUUUUCGUUCGCAUAUUGUUUUUCCAUCAAUUAGGCACAGUGUUCGAGGAAUUUUUCGUCGAUUUUCUGCUCUCGGUGUUACGAGUUACGUUUGUUGUUUUUGUUGUUUUGAAUAAUUGGAGUUAAUAUGGCAUCGAACAGCAGAAUUACUUGGAGGUUGUUGCUCGUCUGCUUUGCGGUGCUGCUUAUAGGCUUCCUGCAGCAUGCUGAAGGCGCGAGAAAGAGGUUCCGCAGACCGACGACUUCCGCACCGUCGAUCUCGAAUGAUCAGGAAGUCUCAGCCAGUGUCAACAGGUUCAAGGUCACGCGAAAUCGUGUCAGCAACAAGAACACGAAGAAUGAGCUGCAACCUGACAAGACGGAUGAUUAUAAGUUGGUGUGUUAUUAUACUAAUUGGUCUCAGUAUCGCACAAAAAUCGGUAAGUUCAUGCCAGAAGACAUUCAACCUGAUCUCUGCACUCACGUUGUCUUUGCCUUCGGAUGGCUGAAAAAGAAUAAAUUGACGAGUUUCGAAUCGAAUGACGAAACGAAGGACGGCAAAAUUGGUCUGUACGAAAGGGUGGUAAAUCUUAAAAAAGCCAAUCCAUCCCUGAAGAUUCUGCUUGCAAUCGGUGGUUGGUCCUUUGGAACGCAGAAGUUCAAGGAUGUGUCCUCGACAAGGUACGCUCGACAAACUUUUAUCUACAGCGCUAUACCAUAUCUACGAGACAGAAACUUUGAUGGUCUUGACAUCGACUGGGAAUAUCCAAAGGGUGGAGAUGAUAAGAAGAACUAUGUUCUGUUGUUGAAAGAGCUCCGGGAGGCUUUCGAAGCGGAGGCUCAGGAGAGGAAGAAACAGCGUCUUUUGUUAACUGCCGCGGUACCAGUUGGACCUGAUAAUGUCAAGAGUGGAUACGACGUGCCCGCUGUUGCCAGUUAUCUAGACUUUAUUAAUCUCAUGGCCUACGACUUCCAUGGUAAAUGGGAGAGAGAAACUGGUCACAAUGCUCCACUGUACGCCUCGUCAUUAGACUCGGAAUGGCAGAAGCAAUUGAGUGUCGACAAUGCGGCCGCAAUGUGGGUUAAACUGGGCGCACCAAAGGAAAAAUUGAUUAUAGGCAUGCCUACAUACGGCCGGUCUUUUACCCUUGCAAAUCCGGCAAACUUUCGCGUACAUUCAACAGCUAGUGGCGGAGGAAAAGCGGGCGAAUAUACCAAGGAAUCGGGUUUCCUCGCGUAUUAUGAGAUCUGCGAAAUGUUACAUAAUGGCGCCGCUUAUGUUUGGGAUGAUGAGAUGAAGGUACCCUAUUUGGUGCAUAAUGAUCAAUGGGUUGGUUUCGAUGAUGAAAAGUCUAUCAGGAAUAAAAUGCACUGGCUGAAAAGCAAAGGUUAUGGAGGUGCGAUGGUGUGGACAGUCGACAUGGAUGACUUUAACGGUACUGUUUGUGGUGGAAAUGUUCGGUAUCCUUUGAUAGGCGCGAUGAGGGAGGAACUCAGAGGUAUUUCGCGAGGCUCCAAUGCCAAAGAUAUCGAUUGGAGCGCAGUUGCCACCACCAUUACGGAAACAAUCGUGAAGAAACCGGAAGCUUACAAGAUUUCUGUUUCGGAAGUUCUUAACAAACCGAAAAAACUUCAGAAGUCUACGACACUUGUCAUUAACACUCCAACUCACGAAAGAGAAGCUCAAACUAUUUGUUACUUGACAAAUUGGUCGCAUAAAAGGCCAGGAAUGGGGCGAUUCAAUCCGGAAGACAUUGAUCCGACCCUCUGCUCUCAUGUGGUAUACGCAUUCGCAACUUUGAAAGAUCAUUUACUUACCGAAGGAAGUGACAAAGAUGCUGAAAUGUACCAACGAUUAAUCGCACUUCGCGACAAGAAUCCAGACAUUAAGAUUUUACUUGCUAUCGGAGGAUGGGCAUUUGGCUCGACGCCUUUCAAGGAACUUACCAGUAACACAUUCCGAAUGAAUCAAUUUGUUUAUGAAGCUAUCGAUUUCUUGCGGGAAUAUAAAUUUGACGGAUUGGAUGUUGACUGGGAAUAUCCAAGAGGAGCCGACGAUCGGUCAGCUUAUGUUAAUCUUUUAAAGGAGCUCAGAUUGGCUUUCGAGGGUGAAGCAAAGAGCUCCGGUCAACCAAAAUUGAUCUUAUCAGCCGCAGUACCCGCAAGUUUCGAAGCCAUUGCUGCAGGAUAUGAUGUUCCUGAAAUAUCUAAAUAUUUGGAUUUUAUUAAUGUAAUGGCAUAUGAUUUCCACGGUCAAUGGGAGAGACAGGUUGGCCACAACAGUCCGCUAUAUCCUUUAGAAAGUGCUACUAGUUAUCAGAAGAAGCUAACAGUGGAUUACAGUGCACGAGAAUGGGUAAAACAAGGAGCUCCAAAGGAAAAGCUCAUGAUAGGAAUGCCCACGUAUGGUAGAUCCUUUACACUAGUCGACAAAGACAAGUUCGAUAUUGGUGCACCAGCGUCUGGUGGUGGACUAGCUGGAAAUUUCACCAACGAAUCUGGAUUCUUGUCCUAUUACGAGGUCUGUAGCUUCUUAAAUGAAGACAAUACAACUCUAGUAUGGGAUAGUGAACAACAAGUACCAUUUGCAUACAGAGAUGAUCAAUGGGUUGGAUUUGAUGACGAAAGAAGUCUUAUUAAUAAGAUGGCUUGGCUUAAGGAAGAAGGUUUUGGAGGCGUCAUGAUCUGGUCAGUUGAUAUGGACGACUUCAGAGGUUCUUGUGGAGCAGGAAGGUAUCCGCUGAUUAAAGCUAUGAAGAAGGAAUUACAAGACUACAAAGUCAAGCUGGAGUACGAUGGUCCUUAUGAAAGUACUUCGAGGAAUGGAAAAUAUACUACUAAAGAUCCUAAUGAGACGAUUUGUGACGAGGAAGAUAAUCAUAUAUCUUAUCAUGCGGAUAAGAAUGAUUGCACGAUGUACUAUAUGUGCGAGGGCGAGCGCAAACAUCACAUGCCCUGCCCGGUAAAUCUGGUCUUCAACCCCAAUGAAAACGUUUGCGAUUGGCCGGAGAAUGUCGAGGGUUGUUUGCAGCAUACACAGGCGCCACCGGUUUAAAAGCGAGAAACAUAAUAAAAAGUAAAUGAAAUUUGUAAAAUAAAGAAGCAACGAAAGUGUCUAGGGAAAAUAAUAUUAUCAAAAGUAUUCAUUAUAGAAUUCAUAAGUGACGAGACAGAUGUAUUAUCGCGCGUUAAUCAACAGAAUUUUUCCUCUAUUCACGAAUUUCUCUUUCUUUCCAUUAUUAUAUAUCUUACAAGUACCUUAUUUACUUUUAAGAAUCUUUUCCAUUCUCGUCUCUCUUUACUUUCGCCAUUUGUAUAAAGCACAAACGGAAUCACAACAAUUAUGUUUGUAAAUAAAGAUUUCUCUCGAA